Betta splendens (Siamese fighting fish) is the source of this 3536-nucleotide messenger RNA. RefSeq names its product aarF domain containing kinase 1 (gene adck1). Gene Ontology annotation, cellular component: mitochondrial inner membrane. Gene Ontology annotation, biological process: mitochondrion organization; lipid homeostasis. The transcript has 11 exons. Bases 207 to 1928 code for a protein of 573 amino acids. Lineage: Eukaryota; Metazoa; Chordata; Actinopteri; Anabantiformes; Osphronemidae. The record is from RefSeq and is a predicted model, not a curated record.
AUUAACGGUAAAUGUUAAAUGCCUCUACAGAUACCUUGAUAUAUGAAAUAAUUGAUAGUAAGUGGACGUAUUGUUCCUUUUAACGCUUGUGUCGCAUGUAAAUUGCGUCACGGCACGAGUCCUAGUGCAGUUUUAAAGUGCCGGAGCCAUAAGCAAAGCAAACUGAAGUCAACUAUGGCUGUAUCUUCUGAACUCGUAACACAUAUAUGUCAUCACAUAUUGCUUAUAACAAAAUAAUAGUCGUAUACGCGCCUUUGCAGCGGAACUACGUCAACCAUAAUUCUUUGCUGUCACGUCUAAGAACACACGAAAAGGUCAAACCUCAACCGGCAAGUAAGAACGGCAGCGCGCGUAGAGACACUGUGUUUUCGAUGGCCAGGCGACUCGUCAGAAUCUCAUCUUUGGCCACUGUGGCGUUUGGUGCUUCUGGGUUUUUCUUGUACAACACACGCGUGGACCUCAAUGACCUGAGUUUGGUUCGCUUUGGACGAGCUGCAGCCACUACGGCGGUCAUCAGUUAUGACUACCUGACGGCCUUCAAGGAGGUGGAGCACGGAACAGAAGAAUACUGGGCCUUGAAGUCCAAGGUGCAUCGUCGAUCUGCAGAGCGUCUUCGUGAUUUAUGCUGUGCCAACCGAGGUACGUUCAUCAAGGUGGGUCAGCACCUCGGUGCCCUGGACUACCUGCUUCCUGAGGAGUAUACGUCCACGCUGAAGGUGCUCCACAGCCGGGCUCCACAGAGCAGCAUGGAGGAGAUCCAGCAGGUCAUCAGGGAAGACCUGGGCAAGGAGGUGUCAGAGUUAUUCGCCUCAUUUGAGGAACGUCCUCAAGGUGCGGCCUCUUUAGCGCAGGUCCACAGGGCAGUGCUGCAUGACGGGCGGACCGUGGCCGUUAAGGUCCAGCACCCCAAGGUCCAGAGGCAGAGCUCCAGGGACAUAAUGGUGAUGGAGGUGCUGGUACGAGCAGUCCAUUGGCUCUUCCCUGACUUCUCCUUCGUGUGGCUGGUGGAGGAGGCCAAGAAGAACAUGCCACUGGAGCUGGACUUCCUCAACGAAGGGCGCAACGCCGAGCGCGUGGCCGCCAUGCUGGGACACUUCCCCUUCCUGAAGAUUCCUAAGAUCCAUUGGGAUCUGUCCACUAAGAGGAUCCUCACCAUGGAGUUUGCUGAAGGGGGGCAGGUCAACGACAGGGACUACAUGGAGAAACACAGCAUCAAUGUCAACAAGAUCUCAGAGAACCUGGGGAAGCUCUACAGCGAGAUGAUCUUCGUCCAUGGCUUUGUUCACUGUGACCCGCACCCGGGCAACGUGCUGGUGCACAAGUGCCCCCAGACCAAGCAGACGGAGAUCGUCCUGCUCGACCACGGCCUCUAUCAGGUCCUGGAGCCCGACUUCCGGCUGAACUACUGUCGACUGUGGCAGUCUCUGAUCAACGGCGACAUGUCGGGGGUGGAGCGCUACAGCCGCCGACUGGGAGCGGGAGACCUGUUCCCACUGUUCGCCUGCGUGCUGACUGCUCGCUCCUGGACCAGCGUCAACGCCGGCAUCAGCUCGGUUCCUGUCACAGCCUCUGAGGAUGUUGAGAUCCGGACCAAUGCGUCUCUGUACCUGCCUCAGAUCAGCGACCUGUUGAACCGGGUGCCUCGUCAGAUGCUGCUGCUGCUGAAAACCAACGACCUGCUGAGAGGCAUAGAAACCACUCUGCAGACCAGAGCCUCCUCCUCCUCCUUCAUCAACGUGUCUCGCUGCUGCGUACGAGCCGUGGCCAGGCACAAGAGGAGCAAAGCGCGGUCCAGGAGGCGGCGUCUGCAGAUCACACUGGACGAGUCUCUGAGCCUGUGCAGGCUCAGUGUGUACGAACUGCUGCUGUGGGUGAAGAGCUCCACCCUGGGUCUCUGGCUCACGGCUCUGCUGAGGCUCCUGCAGUGACAGGAUCAGCUCUGUGGGCGUCAAUGCAGCCGCUGUCACCUCAAAAUAUCAGAAUGUCUGUAUGUAGUUUGGUUUCACUGCCAUUCAACAUUAAGCCACAUUUGAUUUCUCUUACAAAAUUCUAUUCACGUGUACAAUAUUUAACUUUUCAUGUCAGAAAUAAUAUUCUUAUUUUAGGAUGAUUAUAUUCACACACACUCGACCACCUACAGGCCUCAGUGUCAGUAUUUGAACCUAGACUCUACUUCCUAGAGCAGGAAGUAGCUUUAUUUUUCUAUUUAUUAUACAAUAAUGGAUCAGGUACUGUAUCGUUGCUCAAUGCUGUACAUUCAUUCCAAUAGUCGACUUGAUCUUAUUGACGUGUGGAAUGAUUCUUUUCUCCCUUUUUCUGGGAAGUUGUUGUUUCCCUACAGCUCCAACAUAUGAAACUAUGGGAUUAACUUGGCUACUGUUACUGAAUGUGACUCUGGUCCGUUUGGAGCCUGGCUUUAAUUCUUUUCCAUCCUUCCGACAUCUUAAUAGAUUUUCCGUCCAGGCUUUGCUUUAAGGACUUAGUUUCACCACUUUAAAACAUCACCUGAAGCCAGAACCUGUGGUGUGUUGCUCUGAAUGUCAGUCACCAGUCUUAUUCCUGACGUAUGUGGAAACGGCUCUAAAUGCUGACGCAUGUUGCUUGGUUACGGUUCUGUCACGAAGGGACGACGGCGCUAAGUACAGCAAAUCUGCACAAGGUCAUCCACAUUGUGAAAACCUGCGAGGAACCAUCUUCUCCUCUUUGUUCUACUCCAGAGGUGGUGUCCCUGCUGGUUUUCCAACUCCAGCUCAACCAGCAAGGGACUGGUUUGAGUUCGACACCCCUGUUCUAUUCCAACAUAAAAGCCGGCAUUAAAACUUAUUUUUUUUUUCUUAUUUGCUGGAAGGCUCCUCCAGGUGGCGUCAGCACAAUGUUUGUCCUGUUCACAUUGUGUUCCCAUCAGAACCUGCUUCUCUGGCUUUAAGUCAGAGGAGCAGUUGUGUUUAAACAAACAUCAUUGUCAUAAGCGUUUAUGUUGAGUUAUCGAUUGCCUGUUCUUCAUGAAGGAUACUUCCUGUAGUCCUGAUAUGUUAAUUGAUGGAUGGUUUAUCUCCAUCACUCUACGGAUCAGUGGACCAGGGCGACUGGCAGCCAAAAGCCUGAGGAGAGUCUUUACUCAAGAGGUUUUGUAUCAGCCGCUUUGGGGACGUUUUUAGUCUUCAUUACCAUAAUUCCAUUUGUUCCUGAUGAAGUCCAGUUGUGGUUCCCGGUCCAGACACUGAACAGUGGUUUUGCUGUAUGAUCUGACUGAUGUUUGUGUUGGUACAGAGGAAUUGAUCACUAACAAGGAGUUAGAGACUUUGCAAUGAAAAGCCUUCAGCACCACAGACUAAAGGCAUGUGAAGCCUAAGGUUUUGCUGCAGCUGACCUUUGUGUGAAGUGUGAAGAAAAAAUGAAAAAUAGAAAGUGGGAUUUCAUAUUUAAGAUGCUCCUGUGUAAUAUUUGAAGAACAGUCAUCAAAUCUUGGAACAUAUAUGUAUAUCAGCAAUGAAAAUGUAAAAUGGUGCUUAAAAUAAAUAACGUGACAACAUUAA